ACCAGACAUAGACACAGACCGGACUGGACGUCUGCGUCCAUAUCCCAAAGAUGUGCAGACAUUUGGACAUUAUCUGCAGUGAUGUCAUAUGAACCGGCUGAGACCAGACAAAUCGUUCAUAUCCACCGCCAAAGAUGGGGUAGACUUUGGACAUAA
Dentiscutata heterogama is the source of this 156-nucleotide messenger RNA. The record is from the annotation of a GenBank genome assembly. NCBI's taxonomy places the organism in Eukaryota, Fungi, Glomeromycota, Glomeromycetes, Diversisporales, Gigasporaceae.